GACGAUGUUCUCGCGCCCGAUCUCCUCAUGGGGUCGGCUUCCUUGGUCGGGCCCCGGCCUCCGCCCGGCCACCAUCACAAAUACACGAUGUGUUGACUCUGGGAGGAGAUUCUUCACUCGCAAUUCAUGUCUCCGGCAGAAUAUCAACGCACCUUUCAAUACGCCACAGUCGAAAAAGCGCAAUGCGUCGACAAUGUACUAUACAGCCAGUCUUAUUCUCGGAACCGUUGCGCUUGCCUAUGGCUCCGUCCCUCUGUACAAAAUGAUCUGCCAACAAACCGGCUGGAACGGUCAACCAGUAGCAACUCACCGUGUAGGUGACGGCGAUACCUCUUCCCGCGUCACUCCGGUCACCGACUCCCGUCGUUUGAGAAUCACGUUUAAUGGAUCAGUUUCGGAUGUUUUACCAUGGAAGUUUACACCGCAACAACGUGAAGUGCGAGUUCUUCCGGGCGAGACAGCACUUGCAUUCUUCACAGCGACAAACAAGGGCCCAACGGAUAUCAUUGGUGUAGCGACGUAUAGUGUCACUCCCGGACAGGUUGCUCCCUACUUUAGCAAGAUUCAAUGCUUUUGCUUCGACGAGCAGAAGCUGAAUGCUGGAGAGUCGGUUGACAUGCCGGUGUUCUUCUUCAUCGACCCUGACUUUGCCAAUGAUCCGGCAAUGAAGGGCAUUGACACAAUUACGCUCUCAUAUACCUUCUUCAAGGCGCGAUAUGAUGACAACGGUGUCUUGAAGCCAUUGCCGUCGAGCUAAUGACAUGACUGAUUGUUAUGUACUACAUACCAGGAGUCAAGCGACUGGACUCUCUACGACAAUAGACUCACAGUAAAAUGCUUUUGGAACGUAUAUACCCGGAAUCACCCUGGCCUUGUGACAUCCAACGGAAUGUCCCAGAGACCUGGCUCGCUCCGAUGUGACCCUCCGAGCAAAGUCGGAAGACCCAUCUCUCCUCUUGCAAGGGCCAAUUAUGAAAACCCGAACCUGAUGGUCCCAAGCACCCCACUGACCAUCUUUGUAUCAUAGAUAGAGCAUGUACAUACAGAGAACUACUGAAGCUUUUCGUAUGGAAUGGGCGGGGUGACAUAUCAUG
Molecule: messenger RNA, 1094 nt
Organism: Aspergillus costaricaensis CBS 115574
Lineage: Eukaryota; Fungi; Ascomycota; Eurotiomycetes; Eurotiales; Aspergillaceae
Product: cytochrome c oxidase assembly protein
Exons: 4
Coding region: 5-757 (250 amino acids)
Cellular component (GO): mitochondrial inner membrane
Molecular function (GO): copper ion binding
Source: RefSeq, a predicted model, not a curated record